AUGAAUACUUAUCCAGUGAAUAAUGAAGGAAAUGAUAGUACUGUUAAACUAUUAGAUUCAUCAAAAUCAAUUCAAGUUUCAGAACCCACUACUGUACAACAUGAAGUACCUAGUCAACCGAGCAGUCAAGAGCUCAGUACCCAGGAAUCAACUCAAAAUGAUACACAAGAGGAAAUCAGGAUAGCUGAUACAAAUGGAAAUAAUAAUAAUACGAAUAAUCAUCAUCAUCAACAACGGCAAUCAAUUUCUUCACAAUCUUCAAUAGCAUCUGUUUCGUCAACUACAAUAUCAUCUUCACAUUUAUAUGAAUCAGAUGAAUCACCAUGUAUUACAGAUCUGCUCAAACGUGCCAGAUCCUAUACAAAUAAUGAAACUUUAGAAUCUGAAGAAUCAAGAAGUUUAAUUAAAGAAUUAAUUACAAGUUUAAAUAAGGCAAGAAUAGAAGCUGGUCAAUAUAAGAUUAAAGCUGAGUUAUUAUCAAUAUCUUCCAAAGAUGCUGAUAUGAGAUAUGAAGUUGAAAAUGAUUUAAUUAAACGUCAAGUUGAAAGAUUAAAAGCUCAAGGUGAAAAUAUGAAUGUACUAAUGAAAAAAAUAAGUCAUCAAAAGUUAACUUUAAAAAAAUAUAAAAAUGAAAUCAUAAAUAAAAAUAAAGAAAUCAUAAGAUUGAGAUCUAAAAGUCAAAAUGAUUCAACCAUCAAUAGUUCAACUGUUAAAAAGAGAAAAAAAUCUUCAAAUUUAAGUCAUAAAGAAUCUCAAUCUCAAAAUCAAUCUCAAUCUCAAGAAUUGCCUGGAAUGUUAGAUACUUUAGGCUUGUUGGCAUCUCAAGUUUUAACAGAAGAACAAAAGCAAAAUAAUCAUAGUGCAAUCAAAGCAAAUAGUAGUCAUGAAUUAUAUCAAAAUCAUAAUUAUAAUUCACACAAUACUUCACAAAAUAAUCAUAAUCAUCAAUCAUUACCACCUGUACAUCAAUUUGCAAUGCCAAAAUUGAAUAGUUUUAAACAUAGAUCAACUCCAGAUAUAAAUGAAAAUGGACAUAAUGAAACAACAAUAAGUGAUUAUAGUAUGAAUCAAUAA
Hansenula ciferrii is the source of this 1074-nucleotide messenger RNA. It is a transcript of the gene FDO1, whose product is annotated as Fdo1p. The record is from RefSeq and is a predicted model, not a curated record. Bases 1 to 1074 code for a protein of 357 amino acids. Lineage: Eukaryota; Fungi; Ascomycota; Saccharomycetes; Phaffomycetales; Wickerhamomycetaceae. The transcript has a single exon.